AUGCUGGGCAAUAAAAAGAAAGCGGGAUCAGCUCCUAAAGAUGGAACCAGGACGUCCCAGAAGGCCAUCGAUCCUCUGCGGAACCUGGGAGUCCAGGACGAUGAAGAUGUGAAACAAAUGCUCCAUGGAUCAAAUCUGGUCAAGGUGCGGUCGCCUCGCUGGCAGAAGCACCGGAGUCUUCGUCUGCUGGAGGACGGAGUGACGGUCUGGUGCCAGUCUCACAAAACCUCCAGCCGAGCCAAAGAGCAGCAGUCCUUCUCGGUGCUGGAGGUGGAGUGUGUGCGUGAGGGCUGUCAGUCUGAGGUCCUGCGCCGCGUGGCUGGCUCCGUCCCUGGGAGUCACUGUCUCACGGUGGUUUUCAAAGGGCCUCGUAAAAGUCUGGACCUGCGCUGCGACAGUCCAGAGGAGGCUCAGCGCUGGGCUCGAGGCAUCCGCACCCUGCAGGAGCGGGUCCAGAACAUGACCCAGAAGGAGAAACUCGACCACUGGAUCCAUGCGUACCUGAACCGCGCCGACCAGAACCACGACGACAAGAUGAGCUAUGACGAAGUGCAAAACCUUCUGCAGAUGAUCAACAUUGACCUCAACGAGCAGUACGCACGCAGCCUCUUCCAGCAGUGCGACCGCUCGGCUGACGGGCGUCUGGAUCACGGGGAGAUCGAGAUCUUCUGCAGAGAGCUGCUGCGGAGGCCGGAGCUGGACGCUCUCUUCAUCCAGUAUUCUGCAAACGACUGUGUUCUCUCCACCGUGGACCUCAGAGACUUCCUCCAGGAGCAAGGGGAGGACGCCUCGGUCACCCACGCUGAGAGCCUCAUCCUCACCUACGAACUCAACCCCUGGGCUCAGAAGAACCACUUCAUGACGCCCAACGGCUUCACCAUCUACAUGUUGUCCAAAGAGAACUGUGUGUUCGACCCGGCUCACGGGAGGGUCUACCAGGACAUGAGCCGCCCCCUGUCCCACUACUUCAUCUGCUCCUCGCACAACACGUACCUCACCAAGGACCAGCUGACCGGGGACAGCAGCACGGAGCCUUACAUCCGAGCUUUGAACCAAGGCUGUCGCUGUGUGGAGCUGGACUGUUGGGACGGAGAGAAGGGAGAGCCCGUCAUCUACCACGGCCACACGCUCACCUCCAAAGUGCCCUUUGAUGAAGUUAUUGAAACUAUAAAUGAGUAUGCCUUCAAAGUGUCGCCUUACCCCCUGGUCCUGUCCCUGGAGAACCACUGCAGUGUGGAGCAGCAGACGGUGAUGGCCCGGACCCUGCGCUCCAUCCUGGGAGAUAAACUGCUGACCAAACCAGUGAAGGGCUGGGACCUGCGCUACCUGCCCUCCCCCGAGGAACUGAAGGGAAAAGUCUUGAUCAAGGGGAAAAGUGAGGGCCCAGGAGAGGACCAGUACAGCUCCUCAGAUGAAGAGAGUCAGAGAGGGUCUCGAUCACAGAGAGCAGAGCAGAGGCCGGCGGCCUCCAAACUGAGCACGGAGCUGUCGGAGCUGGUGCUCUACACUCGCAGUGUUUCUUUUAAAGGCUUUGAGCAGGCAGCCAGAGACCCAGAGACCCACCUGUCGUCUUUCUCCGAGAGCGAGGCCCUCAGGCUCAUCAAGGAAACAGGAGUGCAGUUUGUGAGGCACAACAGUCACCAGCUCAGCAGGAUCUAUCCGUCAGGUCAGCGCCUGCAGUCGUCCAACUACAACCCCCAGGAAAUGUGGAACGCCGGCUGCCACAUGGUGGCUCUAAACUUCCAGACUCCCGGAGAACAGAUGGACUUAAACCGCGGCCGCUUCCUCCAGAACGGUCAGUGCGGAUACGUCCUGAAGCCGCCGUUCAUGUGUCGCUCAGACUCCACCUUCAACCCCGAGAACGUGGGCGGGGGUCCAGGACACCGCCCCCUGCUGCUCACGGUCCGGAUCAUUUCCGCCCAGCAGCUUCCUAAACCAGAGUGGGACAAACCGACUUCUAUCGUGGACCCUCAGGUUUGGGUGGAAAUACACGGCGUUCCAAUUGACAACGAUAAGAAAAAGACUCAUUAUGUGGAGAAUAACGGCUUUAACCCUCGCUGGGAUUGCACCUUCACCUUCACGGUCCACGCCCCGGACCUGGCUCUGGUGCGCUUCAUGGUCGAGGAUCACGACUACACUUCAUCCAACGACUUCCUGGGACAGUUCACUCUGCCCUUCACAAGUCUGCGAACAGGUUACCGUCACGUGCGGCUGAUGAAGUCCGACGGCUCCAAUCUCUCCCCAGCUUCUCUCUUCAUCCACCUUCAAAUCUCAAAGGGCAACAGCAGCCGAAGUCCAGGCAGGUCCCCCACCAAGACCCCGUCCACCAAGACCCCGUCCACCAAGACCCCGUCCACCAAGACCCCGUCCACGAGCGCAGCCAUAAGGCAGUAA
This is a messenger RNA of Knipowitschia caucasica, 2394 nucleotides long. The record is from the annotation of a GenBank genome assembly. Lineage: Eukaryota; Metazoa; Chordata; Actinopteri; Gobiiformes; Gobiidae.